UUCCUAACCUUAUAUCCACGUAAUUACGUGGAUUUGAUGCGAAUAGACACAGCGUUCAAAAUAUUAAGAAAUGCCAAAAGUUCGCAGAAGCAAAAAAGCACCGCCAGAAGGAUGGGAACUUAUAGAACCAACGUUAGAAGAACUAGAACAGAAGAUGCGAGAAGCUGAGACAGAGCCUCAUGAGGGAAAAAGAAAACAAGAAAGUUUGUGGCCAAUCUUCAAAAUACAUCACCAGAAAUCAAGAUACAUAUAUGACUUGUUCUUCAGACGCAAAGCUAUUAGUAGAGAAUUGUACGAUUACUGUGUAAGUGAAAAAAUUGCCGAUCCAAACCUUAUUGCAAAGUGGAAAAAAACAGGAUACGAGAAUUUGUGCUGCGUCCGCUGCAUUCAAACCAGAGACACUAACUUUGGAACGAAUUGCAUUUGUAGAGUACCAAAAAGUAAAUUAGAAGAAGGACGUAUUGUAGAGUGUAUCCACUGUGGAUGCAGAGGCUGCUCUGGUUAAAUAUAAUCUACUGAAUUUACCUUGCAAAUUAGCUGAUUUUUGUAAAUACAUAUACUUAAUGAUCUUAACUUUAUCAUACUUGGCUUAAGAAAGAAGCGUUAUAGCUUGUAAAUUUUAAUAUUUUACUACAAUAAACCUUUUUUUGAAGAUCAAA
Molecule: messenger RNA, 659 nt
Organism: Copidosoma floridanum
Lineage: Eukaryota; Metazoa; Arthropoda; Insecta; Hymenoptera; Encyrtidae
Gene: l(1)10Bb
Product: BUD31-like protein
Biological process (GO): mRNA splicing, via spliceosome
Cellular component (GO): spliceosomal complex; nucleus
Source: RefSeq, a predicted model, not a curated record